Molecule: messenger RNA, 2589 nt
Organism: Wyeomyia smithii (pitcher-plant mosquito)
Lineage: Eukaryota; Metazoa; Arthropoda; Insecta; Diptera; Culicidae
Exons: 4
Coding region: 62-1789 (575 amino acids)
Biological process (GO): DNA integration
Molecular function (GO): nucleic acid binding
Source: RefSeq, a predicted model, not a curated record
GCCAAACUUUCCUGGAAACCACUACGCUGGAUAUCGAUCGGAUUGGGUGAAUGGUCCGAAGAUGCUGUUUCUAUCGCCCAACCAGUGGCCCAUUAUCGAUCAACUCGAGGAAACUACCGAAGAGGCAAGAGGUUUAGUGACGUUCCAUGAAGUGGUCAACGUGAGUGCUGUUUCUCGAUGGACGAAACUGGUGCGGGUAACCGCUACCGUGGCCCGGUUCGUCGCCAACUGUCGCCGGAAAAAGGCUGGUAAGCCAACAUUGACUUCGCAGGCUACGGCUCAUCAUCUACGAUUAAUAAAAGCACGGUUUUCCACGAUUCAGCAACCUCUUCAACAAGAAGAGCUUCGACUAGCAGAGAUAAUCCUUUGGGAGCAGUCGCAAUUCGCCAGUUUUCCGGCUGAGAUGAAUAUACUUACAGCAAAUCUCGAGCUAGAAGCGGGUGAACCACCGAAGAAAAUCGAGAAAUCCAGCAUUCUGUACAGACGUUCUCCAAUCCUGGACACUGAAGGGGUGCUGCGAGUACGAGGAAGGAUAGAGUCCAAUGAAGCGAUCCCGUUCGACAAGAAAUUCCCUAUCAUCCUAUCGGGGAAACAAGAGAUAACGCAGAAGCUAAUUCUACAUUACCACGAAAAAUACGGUCAUGCUUACAGGGAGACCGUGUUCAAUGAGCUCCGUCAGAAAUUCUGGAUCCAGAACGCACGUACAGCGAUUCGACGAGCGACCGAGGCAUGUGUGUGGUGCAAGGUGAAUCGAUGUGUUCCGGCUGCUCCCUUGAUGGCACCGUUACCCGUUCAACGCACCACUUCUCAUCUUCGACCAUUUAGUGCAGUAGGUGUCGAUUAUUUAGGACCAGUAGAGGUAGCCAUAGGUCGGCGGAUAGAGAAGAGAUGGGCAGCGGUUUUUACGUGCAUGGCUGUGAGGGCUGUGCAUUUGGACGUAGUGUACAGUUUGAGCUCGCAGUCCUGCCUGAUGGCUAUCAGACGUUUCUCGAGCAAGCGAGGCACUCCCGAUCACAUAUUCUCCGACAACGCUACGUGUUUCCAUGGAGCGAACACCGUGAUGACCAAGGAGAUCGAGAAGAUCCACAAAGAGUGUGCGGAAAGGGUCACUUCGUCCAUCACAGCCUGGCAUUUCAACCCUCCCGGUACACCACACAUGGGCGGUGUCUGGGAGAGGAUGGUACGGUCCGUCAAAGAAGCUUUGAGGGUCCUGGAUGACGGGCGGAGGUUGACUGAUGAGAUUCUCACCACGGCCUUGGCAGAAGCUGAGGAUUUAAUCAAUACCCGACCACUCACUUACAUUCCACAGGAGUCCGCCGAUGAAGAAGCUCUAUCACCAAACCAUUUCAUCCGUGGGACAGUGACCAAAGAAGGCGCAGUUUUGGACAACCCGGAUCAAUAUUAUGAAGCUUUGCGCAACAUGUAUUACCGAUCGCGGGGCCUGGCCAGAAAAUUUUGGGACCGGUGGUCGCAGGAGUACUUGCCGACUCUUAAUCAUCGCCCGAAAUGGUUCGAGGACACGAAGCCACUGGAAGUCGGAGAUCUAGUCUUCCUGGUGGAAGGCAAGAACCGGAAGUAUUGGAGACGAGGGCGCGUACAGGCAGUCGUAAAGGGAGCCGAUGGAAGAAUACGACAAGCGGAAGUAAGAACAGCGGAUGGCAAAGUGUAUCGACGAGGCGUGGCUACUCUGGCGGUGAUGGAGAUACAGGAUGGUAAAUCCGGAAGUACAGAAAGCUCUACCGGAUGUUACGGGCAGGGGAAUGUUCGCAUCACCGGGCAUCAACCGUAGACGGUAAAAUUGGCGAGUACCAUUUCGCACGAAACGAAAACAAAACAACGCAAAUGAAAAAUAUGCCAACACGCUCAUCUGUCAUGGAUAGAUCGACAGCGGAAACUGACUAGCAGGAGAAGAGGAAAAAGAAAAACAUAAACAAAGUUUUCGCUAUAUCAAGCUAACGUGAUUUAAUCAACUGUUUAAUUAUAAACUUUCGGGAUUAUAAUAAGUGUUAGGAGUGAAGAGGUGAAAAUCUUGGUGAACCUAGUUGGUCUCGACACCUUUUCGUAGCACACUUUAACCGAAGAACUGGAUCGGACCGUAGUGAAAAAUAGAAUAAAUAUCCUUUGAUUGAGGACCUGUUGAAACACUGCGAUUGACCAUCCAGAGUAGUACCGUAACGUCACGUAGACUGGUACGGUGAUUGAUUGUGAGUAUCUGUAAAGAGAAGAAAGUAACAAGUAAAAUUAUUAAUAAAUGCAUUAAAUGAUAGGAAAAAUAAGCGGGAAAGGAGUAUACCGUAGAAAGAGUUCAGGAAGAAAGUAUCGUAAGGAAGGAGGAGACUAUUUGAGCGAAUUUUUGCUGAACUAAAUUUUAGUAAGCUGCUAUACAACUAAAUUGUUUGUUGGCUAUUGACCCCUAACCAGAGCCUGAUUUACGAUUGUGGAUGCCCGCGUACGUACCUUUAUUUAUCAUUGAAAACAUAACAAACGUUGGUCACCUAUUUUUUAAAAAUUUCUUCACAGGGUUCUCGCUCAAAAAAUUAUCAAUAAUGUAAUCAAAAACCAAUAUUUCCAGUACAGGGGCUCCCAGAC